Ananas comosus (pineapple) is the source of this 1050-nucleotide messenger RNA. Its product is annotated as 40S ribosomal protein S5-like. Gene Ontology annotation, cellular component: ribosome; cytosolic small ribosomal subunit. Gene Ontology annotation, biological process: translation; ribosomal small subunit assembly. The coding region runs from base 16 to 747 and encodes 243 amino acids. NCBI's taxonomy places the organism in Eukaryota, Viridiplantae, Streptophyta, Magnoliopsida, Poales, Bromeliaceae. The record is from RefSeq and is a predicted model, not a curated record. The transcript is spliced from 4 exons. Gene Ontology annotation, molecular function: rRNA binding; mRNA binding; structural constituent of ribosome.
AAGCUAACACAUACGAUGCCCAUAUAUAAGUCGAGCAAACUAGGGUUUUGGGCUCAUCUUCGCUCGCUUUCGCCUUCGCCGCCGCCUCCUCCUCCUCCUCCUCCCUCCCUCCUCUCGCGAGCUCAUCAUCUCGCUCUCGCGGCGGCGGCGGCAAUGGCAAUGGUGACCGAGCAGGAGGUGAAGCUCUUCAAUCGCUGGACCUUCGACGAAGUCAACGUGACCGACAUUUCGCUUGCUGAUUACAUUGCUGUGACUUCGACCAAGCAUGCUACCUAUCUUCCUCACACAGCCGGAAGAUAUUCGGUGAAGAGGUUCCGCAAGGCCCAAUGCCCUAUCAUCGAGAGGCUGACCAAUUCUCUGAUGAUGCACGGCCGCAAUAAUGGGAAGAAACUAAUGGCUGUUCGCAUCGUCAAACAUGCCAUGGAGAUCAUUCAUCUGUUGACUGACGCGAACCCUAUCCAAAUAAUUGUGGAUGCGAUCAUUAACAGUGGGCCGAGGGAAGAUGCCACUCGUAUUGGAUCUGCCGGUGUUGUUAGACGGCAGGCCGUUGAUAUUUCUCCCCUCCGACGGGUCAACCAGGCUAUAUACCUUCUGACGACAGGUGCCAGAGAGAGUGCUUUCAGAAACAUCAAGACCAUUGCAGAGUGCCUUGCUGAUGAGCUAAUCAAUGCAGCCAAGGGCUCUUCAAAUAGCUAUGCUAUUAAGAAGAAGGAUGAGAUUGAGCGUGUUGCGAAGGCGAAUCGUUGAACACUGCUCAUUCACAAGACAAGUUUUGUAGUGGACAAUUUCGGAAGUAUUUUCCUAGUUAGUAUUUAUAAUUCAGUUUGGUUAUGGAUCACAUACUAUUUUCUUAAAAUUGAGCAAAUUAUGCUGCACAAUUCGGAGAAGAUUGCUUUUCAUCGAUUCUGCUUUAAACUCUAUACUAUCUUAAAAUUUGCUGGUGUUUUUGCUGAAGUACAAAUGAGCACUUCGAGUAAGUUGGUAUUAGGCCAUUUUAGGAACUUAUUUAUAGAACUACGGUUGUGAUAUCCAAGUGAUGGUUAUGACUUU